CAACCUUCCCACCAAAAGCUAGCCCUUAAGGGAAAUGCUGGGAUAAGGGGGACACCCCAAAAUACAUCACCACAAUGAGUCUUAAUUGUCAAGCCUCUGGCCAAAUCCUUCAAAAGGAAAAUUGUGAUAGAGAGAAUUUUCCAGAAAUGAAGAAAUCUGUUUCUAAGAAAGUUAGAAUACAGGUUGAGAGAAGUUGGUCAGGAAAUUUAACUCCACCACAAUGUGAAGGUGGUAGCGGUGCCGUGGCUAAGAUAAAAGCUGAACAUCGUCGUACCAAUAGUGCUGGAAAUAUCGAACCAAGAUUGUUAAGGAGCAGUGGUAUGAGACGAGAUUGGCGUUUGGAGGAAUUGAUUGGAAAAAAAGAAAAUGGAGUUAGUUGCUAUUAAUGAAUGGCAUCUCGCUAAAAGCAAAAUCUCAAUAAUUGAGAUCCACUCCAAUAUAGAGGGACUAAUUUCGAAUAGAAAAGAAAGAAAGACAAUUAUAGUUUUUUUUUUUUUUUUUUUGAAAUAGACCCUUAUAUUAUUGGAGGGGAUUUCAAAUCAAAUUUCAAUAGACGCUUCAACAUAGGCUUUUGGUGGCAAAAGUGUGGGAGGUAUGCAUUAUAGCAACAUAUAUGGUGGUGUUUCAAGUGCUACCAAAUUAUGGAUAGAGCACUUUUUUUUUAGCACCAUAGUAAUAUAAAUAUAAAUCCUCAUUAUUU
Messenger RNA from Trifolium pratense (red clover), 700 nucleotides. RefSeq lists its product as uncharacterized. Lineage: Eukaryota; Viridiplantae; Streptophyta; Magnoliopsida; Fabales; Fabaceae. The transcript has a single exon. The coding region runs from base 75 to 386 and encodes 103 amino acids. The record is from RefSeq and is a predicted model, not a curated record.